Messenger RNA from Stegostoma tigrinum, 385 nucleotides. RefSeq names its product ribosomal protein L38 (gene rpl38). Gene Ontology annotation, cellular component: ribosome; cytosolic large ribosomal subunit. The record is from RefSeq and is a predicted model, not a curated record. Gene Ontology annotation, molecular function: structural constituent of ribosome. Bases 115 to 327 code for a protein of 70 amino acids. NCBI's taxonomy places the organism in Eukaryota, Metazoa, Chordata, Chondrichthyes, Orectolobiformes, Stegostomatidae. Gene Ontology annotation, biological process: protein-RNA complex assembly; translation. The transcript has 5 exons.
UGGCGUGGCGUGGUUUUAAUUCCCGGAUGUUGACCAGGCCUGCUCUCUUUUUCAUCUCGGCGGCGUAACUCCAGAGCGCGGUUCAUCUCUACUCCGCCUGACUCUCGGCCAGCCAUGCCUCAAUUGAUCGCAGAAAUCAAAGACUUCUUGCUAACUGCAAGAAGAAAGGAUGCAAAAUCUGUGAAAAUUAAGAAGAAUAAGGAUAAUGUCAAAUUCAAAGUUCGGUGCAGCAGGUACCUAUAUACGUUAGUCAUCACGGACAAAGAAAAGGCUGAGAAACUCAAACAGUCCCUGCCUCCAGGUCUGGCAGUGAAAGAGCUGAAGUAAACAGUUGAAAUAUCAAGAUGAUGUUCAGAUUUUACUGAAUAAAGAAAAACUACGAACA